Molecule: messenger RNA, 1280 nt
Organism: Parasteatoda tepidariorum (common house spider)
Lineage: Eukaryota; Metazoa; Arthropoda; Arachnida; Araneae; Theridiidae
Source: RefSeq, a predicted model, not a curated record
CAAUAAGCGAAAAAAAAGGAAAUUUAAAAUUACAUUUACAAGGGUGUUUGCAGAAACAGCUAAUAAUGAACCAUGCAUUGUUGAUUGCACUUUGGCCCUACUUGAUAAACGCAGGUCAGAAAAAUUUUCUGGGAGAGAGAAGCAUUAUUUUUCUUCAAAAAAUUGCUCAAAUUGGAAAUUUCCUUCUGAAGCCCUUUCUAAAGAAUGGGAGAGCUAUCUAAAUUUUUUGAAAGAAGAUCCCCCGAGAUAUAUAUAUUUUUAUUGUAUAUUUUCCGUUUCGAAUGGAACACAUUUACAAAUUAGCAUGCCUAAAUAUAAAUCAUCAUCUAUUCCCAACAAAUCAUCCUCGACAACAAGUGCUUCUCCCUCAUUACAGGAAGACCUUCGAAAUCUAUUCCAUAACAAACAUCUCAGCGAUGUGAAAUUGCGAGUGGAUGGCGAAACUCUUGAGGCACAUAAAAAUAUUCUAGUGGCUCGAUCCCCGGUGUUUGCUGUUAUGUUUGAACACCAAGACAUGGAAGAAAGUCGCAGUGGCAUUGUGGACAUCGUUGAUAUUGAUGCCCACAUUAUGAAUUCAUUUUUGGAAUUUUUAUACACCGAUAGUGUAGAUGAAAUGGAUUAUGAAAUCUCUAUAAAACUGCUGAUGGCUGCAGAAAAAUACCAAGUAUUGUCAUUGAAAGAGAAAUGUGCGAUGUUUUUGAAAAAUGAAAUGUCAGAGGAGAACGUAUGUGAAAUAUUGUCUCUUGCUGAUGCAGUAAAUCAUGAAUUUUUAAAAUUAGCUUCCAUUGAAUAUAUAAUAGCGAAAUCAGCAACAAUUUUAUCUUCUCCACUAUGGAUACCAUGGAUGGAAAACAAUAUGAAAUUGGCUUCUGCUAUUUUUGCGAAAUUAACGCUAAGCCAAUCUUCAGCAAAAAACUGAAAAAAAGGGACAAAUUAGAAUCUUUUUGAACUUCACAUUUCCUACUGAACUACCAGAGUUCACGAUUAAGCAGUGGCAUAGUUUUCAUCGAAGAUUUGAAGUAGUAUCCUUUCUGUCGCAGUAGUGACAUACUGUUACAUGAAAUCCAUACCAGAUUUAUAGAUAAUUUACUUACCUCUAAAUAUAUUUGGAAUCUACUCUAUAGUCGGAUCAGUUAAACUGACUAAGCAAUGUUUAAUGUAAAAUAGUGAUAGAAAUGAAAAAAAAACUAAUGAACCAAAGAAAAUUGUGCUUAAAAAAAUUUAUAGUGUUUUCCAAAGAAAUUAUUAUUGAUGUUUUGAAAUUUAAUAUUUUUUGCUGU